AUUUGCAUAUCUACCACCCAUGUGGCAGCAAACCAAAGAAACAGCACAGCUUACCAAGAGCUACCGAGAUGAGCAGUUUACUUCCCAAGUCAGUAGAAGAGUUUCAGCUCAAGCAGUAUUGGGACAAGUUCUUUGCCAAGAGGGGCUCGGCAUUUGAGUGGUAUGGAGAGUAUACGGACCUCUGUCAUGUUCUUCACAAGUACUUGAAACCUGCAAACAAGCUACUAGUGGUGGGGUGUGGUAACUCAAAGCUGAGUGAGGCCCUUUAUGAUGUGGGGCUCCACUACAUUGAUAAUAUUGAUAUCUCUGAUGUUGUAAUUCGUCAGAUGUCGGCGAGAAACAAAGACAAGCGACCCAAAAUGACAUACACUAAGAUGGACAUGUUAAGUAUGAGUUAUAGCGAUGGAAGCUAUGAUUGUGUUGUGGAUAAAGGCACUCUUGAUGCAAUUUUCAGUAAUAAUGAUGAGGAGACGUUGACCCUAGUUGAUGUAAUCUUUGACGAAAUCGAACGUGUUUUGAAGACCUCAGGGCGUUACAUUUGCAUCACUUUAGCUCAAGAUUACAUACUCGAUAAAAUUCUAGACAGGUUUGGAUCUCAUUGGUUGCUAAGAGUGCAUCGUGUGUUGCUAAGCAAUGAUGGAGGUGGUGGUGGUUUGGGUGGAGCUCUGCCGGUGUUUGUGUUUGUGCUGACCAAAAUGAUGAGGAUUGCGUCUAGACCUCCUAUCAGAGUGUACGAGUAUGUGGUUGAUGGGAGUGACGAGUGUGUGAGAUGUGAGGGUGUGGAGGGCAUCGCCAGCUUUGUCAAGGACAACCAACAGUACGGCAUUGUCUCUCACCAUCUCACAAGCCUCCACCCCAACGAGCCUGCUGUAACCUUUGACCUCUGGAGUCCGGCUGUUAGCAGUGAGCCUCGAUACACGCUGGCAGUUGUUGAUAUAUCCAAAGUAAAAGCCAAGAGUGGGCCUUUUGCGAUCUUCAUUGCUCCACAGGGAAAAGAAACAGAUUGGCUCUUCUCGUGUGAUUCUGGACGCUCACAGCUUGCAGACUCGGCAAGUUUCGAGAGGCUCGUGAUUGUCACACUCCAUCGAGAUCACACCUACACCAGUCUGGAGGCAGUAAAGGAAGAGGUGUCGGGGAGAGCUGUGGAACUGGUGCAGAGUGGAGUGGCUGCGAGAAAACAGUACCCUGUACUGACUUUAGGGGAUGGUCUUGGCUCAAGGGUAGUACUCUGCGAGGGAAAGUCUGCCUACUCUGGACGCUAUGUGGUGGAAGAGUGCACAGGGGAAGAGGGACGUGUCCGUAGGCUGGUGUUUUUGGACACCCCACACCUUGCACAGACUGAGAUGGUGCUCACAGGUAAACCAUCCAAGUCAAAGAAAUCCAAAAAGACCUCUUCAUCCUAUACGACACCACUCAAGCCUGAUCACACACACUUGUUGUUCGACCAUCACAAAGUUGCUAUAGCAACUCUGUCACUUGUCCAAGACAUAGCAACACGCGGUAGAGAGGUCAAAGGUCUCCUAGUGGGACUAGGAGGUGGUGCUCUGCCUAUGUAUAUGGGAAGAAUAUUGGACAAACUGUCACUGGACGUGGUGGAGUUGGAUCCGGAGGUGCUGUCUGUGGCAGAGAAGUGGUUUGGGUUCAGACAGAGUGAGAGGGUGAGAGUACAUGUUAGCGAUGGCGUGCAGUUUGUGGAGGACGCAGCUGACAAGAAAAGUUGCUAUGAUGUGGUCAUACUAGACGUGGACUCCAAGGACCGGUCAGUGGGUGUGAGCAGUCCACCCGCAUCCUUCACCACACCCCUAUUCCUUUCCAGCACCAGAGCACUGCUCGGAGAUAGUGGUAUUUUUGUGACCAACCUGGCAGCUAGAAACAAGGACAUGAAGAGAGACAUUUUAUCGUCCAUUGCUAAAGCCUUCGUCAAUGUGUGGACUAUAGCUGUGCCUGAAGAUGUCAACGAGAUAGUAGUGGCAUCACCCUCGGCUAGUGCCCCAGGGCUACUGAGUGGGACUGUGUCGGAUGUUGUUAGGCAGUUGGCCAGGAGUGCAUGCAAAGGAGCAGCUGAAGGGGAGACAGUAGAGGAAUGGACACAAUUUUUAAGCAGUGCUGUGAGAUGGAAAUAAUUUUAGUGAUUCUUGUUUUGUAUUGA
Molecule: messenger RNA, 2149 nt
Organism: Halichondria panicea
Lineage: Eukaryota; Metazoa; Porifera; Demospongiae; Suberitida; Halichondriidae
Product: eEF1A lysine and N-terminal methyltransferase-like
Exons: 9
Coding region: 69-2123 (684 amino acids)
Molecular function (GO): S-adenosylmethionine-dependent methyltransferase activity
Source: RefSeq, a predicted model, not a curated record